Messenger RNA from Aspergillus candidus, 1536 nucleotides. Its product is annotated as SOS response-associated peptidase. Gene Ontology annotation, molecular function: single-stranded DNA binding. NCBI's taxonomy places the organism in Eukaryota, Fungi, Ascomycota, Eurotiomycetes, Eurotiales, Aspergillaceae. The record is from RefSeq and is a predicted model, not a curated record. Gene Ontology annotation, biological process: DNA damage response. The transcript has 2 exons. Bases 190 to 1311 code for a protein of 373 amino acids.
UCUCAUUCUACAUUCUUGCCUACUUCCAUCUCAACUGUUUCAUUAACUUCACGUAUUUUCUACAUCUUCAACCUCUGUAGAUCACCCACAAAUCAUAAUGUGUGGCCGAUACGCCUUAGGCGUGGUGUGUCCCCAGUCCCACCAGCCACUAUAAAUAUAUAGUUACUUCGAUCUAACAUACCCCAGCGCAUGGCCUACGUCCGCAAUCGCAUGCAACAACAAGGCCUCCAAGUCGACCAAGCUCCCGACGACGAUGACGUUCGAGAAACCUUCAACUUCGCCCCGGGCAACAACGGUGCUGUCUACUGCGCGCAGCUCCCGUCGCCCGCUCCCUCCGACAGUGUCCCCGACCACGAACCGGAGCAGCAGCAGCAGCAGCAGCAGCAGUCAUCACCCGAGACAGAACAGAAUGCGGAGAAAGACACACCCACCUACAAAAUCCAGAGCAUGAAAUGGGGCCUCGUGCCCUUCUGGACGAAGCGCAAACCGGACUACGGCUCGCUCAUGCGCACCAUCAACUGCCGGGACGACUCGCUGAGCGAAGACCGCGGAAUGUGGACGUCGAUGAAGCGCACCAAGCGCUGCGUGGUUAUUUGUCAGGGAUUCUACGAGUGGUUGAAGAAGGGGCCUGGGGGGCGGGAAAGGGUGCCGUAUUUUGUGAAGCGUAAGGACGGUGACUUGAUGUAUUUUGCGGGGUUGUGGGAUAAUGUUACUUAUGAGGGAUCCAACGAGAGCCUCUACAGCUACACGGUCAUCACCACGUCGACGAACUCCGAUUUGAGAUUCCUCCACGACCGCAUGCCGGUCAUCUUGGACCCCAACAGCGAGGCGAUGAAGACGUGGCUGGACCCCCAUCGCAGGACGUGGUCCAAAGAGCUACAGGCUAUCCUGAAGCCUUACGACGGCGAGCUGGAGUAUUACCCCGUAUCCAAGGACGUCGGCAAAGUCGGAAACAACUCGCCGGAUUUCAUCGUGCCCGUCAGCAGCAAGGAAAACAAAAGCAACAUUGCGAAUUUCUUCGCCAAUGCGAAGAAGCCGGACCCGGACCCGGACCUAGAUGGUGCUGUAAAGUCAGAGGGCGGAGCGAAGAAAGGUGCUGAUGCACCACCGGUGACGCCCGUCAAAAGGGAGCAUCGGUCUGAGUCGGAGGAGAGUCCCAAGAAGCCCAAGACCGAGGGGUCGUCUGAGAAGAAGAUUGGAGGGACGCCCGGGAGGAAAACCCGUAGUGCUACCUCCGCCCAGCAUGCGAAGACGGGACAUGCUAAACCGACAGACGGGUCGCAGCGGAUCACAAGUUUCUUUGGGAAGUAAAAGCGAAGAGUCUUAUUCGACAUGAAAAACGCGGUACCGGGCUGGACCCGAGCCGCUACUCGGACGAAGGUGAUCUAUAACGCCAACCGUCCAGCAGUUUAGUCAUGAUAAUUAAUGCACACGAUAUGAUACAGUAUUGUACACGAUCCAUAUCCAAGAAUCAUAAUCAUUGUUGAGUCUCCAUCUCACGUAGCUUCUGGACCAAUUUCUGUCGCAUGAACGGAC